AUGCCCCGCAGUAGCUUCUCUCGCAACCCCCUCCUACGGGUCUCUCGCCCAGUGUCGGCCUGCUCGCGAUGUCGCUCGGCCAAAGUGAAGUGCGAUGGAAAGCUCCCAGCUUGUACCGCCUGUGAAAAGGCUGGCAGAGAAAGCGAGUGCUCUGCUGCUAACGACCAGUUCGCCCGAGGCAAGGAGAGAAGUUACGUGGCCGCUCUUGAGCUGCGCAUCGAGAAACUCGAGCGCCGUCUGCAAUUCGCCAAGUCGCGCAAAGCCUCGGUCGCUAAUCACGAACACGAUGUUACUCUGACGCAUGAAAUGAAUCGCAAAGAUUCCUUGGCACUGAUCAAAGCCGCCAUUCACCGCAAGGCGGCCAGGAAUCGCGAAAACUCGGAUGUCAAUUCUCUCGUGUCUGAUUUUGGUUACAUGUCCGUCAAUGCUGUUGCUCGUGACUUUGAGCCCGAAGCCUUCAACGUGACGUUUGCCGGCCUCGUCCUUACAGCGACCAUGAAUAAUGCACUCCCCGCGUCGACGGAGCCAGACCUUCCUCCGAAACAAGUCACCCACUCGAUUGUGCAAUACUUCAUGACGCACAUCUACACUCUGUUUCCAUGUUUCUCCGAGACCGCCCUCUUGACCGUCAUUAGCGAUCUCUAUCAGGAAGACCACCGAGUGACACGAGACUCCGACUAUUGGCUCAUGUACAUGGUUCUCGCGAUUGGAUACACUGCCCAGAGCCAGCAGAUAAACGACACCAACUACGAAUGCGGCGUGGAAUACGUCGUCAAGGCUUUGAAAUACGCAGAUCGGGCCCUCGCUCCCGGCACUGGCACGCAGAUUCAGUCAUUGUUGCUGCUGACGAUAUAUUCCCUCCUCGACCCGGCUCAUUUCGAUAGCUGGCAUAUUCUUGGCUUUACUGCCAGGGCCUGCGUCGAUUUGGGCUUCCAUCAAGACCCUCCCACGUCUUCUUCCUCUGACCGUACAGCGCUUGAUAUUCGUCGCCGAAUAUUUUACUCCGUAUACGCUCUAGACCGCGCGAUUAGUAUGGUGCACGCGCGCACUUUUUCAUUCACCGACGACUCCAUCAAUGUGGCUUUCCCUACCAGCCUAGCACAGUCACGAAAACAGUCUAUUUCCGCUGGCCCCAUUACGACUGCCCAGUCCACUGAUCCCGCGCUUCUACUAUUCCAACUCCGCCGCGCCCAGUCAUUCUGGUACCAGGAACUAUAUCAGUCAGAUACAACACCUCUUGUUGACCCCAUUACGUUCCUGUGGCAAAUGUGUCUGGACAUGCGCGAAUGGGGUGAGAGUCUACCCGACACCCUUCCCCUCGGGAUCCGUCGCAUGUUUGAGCAGGAGCUGCGGUACAGCUAUGUGUACUGCAUUGCUCCCUCUGUCCGGGCACCGCAAAUUACAGAUUAUUCUCGCACUCUCAUAUUUGAGCACUCGCUCGAAUAUCUCAACGUAAUGCUCGAAAUUUCCCGCACAGGACUCAACAGCGCGUUUUACACAUACCACGAUGCCUUGAAGGUGUAUUUUAUGGGAAACCAGCUUCUGGCCGUGCUACGUGAUGCAGAAGAAGUGCUUCUGUCCGGACGGCCUGUAUCGCCACCUCCGCAACGGCCUGGCUGCCCGCCCGCACCACCCAUCCCGCGACGCACUGGCCUUCCCGCCAGCAAUGCCAAUGAUGCGCUGGAACGCAGCUUGUGGUGUCUAGAGCGAGUGCACGAGACCCUGUCCAAGUACAGCGAGCGAUGGGAGGAUGCAACGAUGCUCAAGGAAAGCUUUCAGCAAAUCUCUGCUGAUACUGUGGGACGCCUGCGCGAGCUCCGUGCCUUGCGCGGCAUCCCGCCGCAACCUCACCACUCGCCGCAGCAGCAGCACCCACGUCACAACACCAACCGCAGCAACACCAACCGCAACACCAACCGCAACACCAACAGCCGCAACACCAACAACAGCAUCACCAACAGCAUCAUCAACAGCACCAGCAGCAGCACCAGCAGCAGCACCAGCAGCAGCACCAGCAGCAGCAACACCAGCACCAGCAGCACCAGCCGCAACAACAUCAACAGCACCAUCCGCAGCAACACCAGCAACAUCAGCAACACCAGCAACAACUGCAACACCAGCACCAACAACAUCAACAACUCCAGCAACAACUCCAGCAUCGCCCGCAGCAGCAGCUACCGCUUCUCCAGCAGCACGGCCAUGCCUAUGGGUGCCACACAGCAGCAACAGCAGCUGCAGCAGCAGCAGCAGCCGUGGGUCGGCGUCAAUGUUUCGCAGAUGAUGCACGGAGGGCCGCCUCCCCAGCGAUAA
Messenger RNA from Cordyceps militaris CM01, 2310 nucleotides. RefSeq names its product Zn(II)2Cys6 cluster transcripitional activator. Bases 1 to 2310 code for a protein of 769 amino acids. Lineage: Eukaryota; Fungi; Ascomycota; Sordariomycetes; Hypocreales; Cordycipitaceae. The transcript has 7 exons. Gene Ontology annotation, biological process: DNA-templated transcription; positive regulation of transcription by RNA polymerase II. The record is from RefSeq and is a predicted model, not a curated record. Gene Ontology annotation, molecular function: zinc ion binding; sequence-specific DNA binding; DNA-binding transcription factor activity, RNA polymerase II-specific.